This is a messenger RNA of Hyposmocoma kahamanoa, 2278 nucleotides long. RefSeq names its product cGMP-dependent 3',5'-cyclic phosphodiesterase-like. Gene Ontology annotation, biological process: cGMP catabolic process; positive regulation of gene expression; negative regulation of receptor guanylyl cyclase signaling pathway. Bases 1 to 2238 code for a protein of 745 amino acids. NCBI's taxonomy places the organism in Eukaryota, Metazoa, Arthropoda, Insecta, Lepidoptera, Cosmopterigidae. The record is from RefSeq and is a predicted model, not a curated record. Gene Ontology annotation, cellular component: mitochondrial outer membrane; synaptic membrane; perinuclear region of cytoplasm. Gene Ontology annotation, molecular function: 3',5'-cyclic-GMP phosphodiesterase activity; protein homodimerization activity; 3',5'-cyclic-AMP phosphodiesterase activity. The transcript has 17 exons.
AUGUUAUCACAAAAAAGAAUUAGGCGUAAAACCCUUCAAAACAGUGACCCAGGGAAAAUUUUAAAUCUAGUCAUGAGCCUGGAAGUCGAAUUAUGUUCGCAUUUGCAGAACAAAAUCAACAGUUAUUUAAAAGAAGAAUGUGAGGCAGAAUUGGUGCUGAUGGUCGUAGUUCAUAGCGAACGACUGGAAGCGUACGUCGAAGCUGUAGGAAUCACACCUCUUUCACGGAAAAUUAAAAUAGAAGUAACACCGAAUUUUGCCGAGAUGUUGAAGUCGGGUAUGGAACAAUUCGUGUUAUUAAACACUACAGGGAAUGAUUUUCAGGCAAUAGUCAAACCUUUUCUUCAUAGUGAAACAAAAUUAGAUCGAAAAAUUCGCUUGAUGAUAUUGCCAUUUUACGACAAACCGUUCUCCAUCCUUGUGUGCGUGGUCGCUCCCAAAGUGUCGGAGGAACAAGUCGCCAAUCUCACAUAUGAGUGUUUCUUGUUCGUAUGGCCUACCAUGAAAAAAGCUAUUGCUUAUGAAUACGAAUGCACAAUGAAACAGAAGUGCCAACAUUUGCUACGUGUUGCUAAAAGGCUUUUCAGUCAGGUAGCAUCAUUAGAUACGCUUCUUCAAAUAGCAAUGGUGCAGGCUAAGUCUUUGGUGAAAGCGGAAUACUGCACUGUAAAACUUUUGGACCUGGAUCGUAUUGAAUUGGCUGAAACUAAGCUGACGUAUGUUGCUCAUGAGGUCGAAAGGGAGGUAGAAGGUCGACGAUUUCCACUAGACAGAGGCAUUGCAGGCGUUGUCAUUAAAACAGGCACUAUAGUAAACUUGAGAAAACCAAAAGAGCACCCGGAAUUUAGCCCCGAAAUUGACUCCUUACCAGGAGUAGAAUGCAAAACUCUGCUAUGCUUUCCAAUUAGAGAGCAGUCUGGGAUCAUUGGCGUGGGACACUUGAUCAACAAGGUGGUUGAUCCGUACUUCGAUGUAAUGGACGAAGAGAUGGCGCUGGCCUUCAGCAUAUAUUGCGGAGUGUGUAUCGUGCACUCCGUGAUCUACCAGAAGGUCCGCGAAGCACACAUUCGCAAUGCACUUGCCCAUGAGCUGAUCAUGUAUCAUAUGAAGGUGGGUGCAUCAGAAAUUCAGAAGAUGUUAGAGUGUACUGGGUUUCAUGGCCAUCCUCACAUCGUGAGCCUGCAUUUCAAUAACAAGGCUUUGCCUAAUAAGGAACUACCGUGCUACAUUCUCAAGAUGUUCAGCGACCUUGGAUUUAACAAAAAAUUUCAUCUCAAGCUAUCGAAAUUGGCUUGCUUCAUUCUGCACGUGCAGAAAGGCUACCGGGAUGUGCCUUACCAUAAUUGGCACCACGCUUUUAACGUCGCGCAGUGGGCGUACGCCGCACUCGUCAACUAUAAACUCGCCCAGCUUGGAUACUUGACUGAUCUGCAAGCCUUCAUGUAUGUGUUAGCUGCACUAGUUCAUGAUCUGGAUCACCGCGGCACUACGAACAGCUUCCAGAUCCAAGGACAGACAAACCUAGCAGCGUUAUAUUCGAGCGAGGGUAGUGUUAUGGAGAGACACCACCUAUCGCAAGCCAUGUGUAUUCUCAACACAGAAGGCUGCGAUAUCCUCGAGUCUCUUCCUAGACGUGACUAUGAUCGAGCUCUUGUGAUACUUAGGGACUACGUGCUGGCUACCGAUAUAGCUAAUUACUUCAAGAAUUUAAAAGACUACAAAUCGAUCGCCCUCAAUUUCAUUAAAAACAACCGUGCACACAAUUCUGCCCUGAUGGCAUUGUUGAUGAACGGAGCUGAUCUUUCCGAUCAGCUUAAGGACUGGGGGAGCGUGAAGAAGACUGCUGCCUCAGUACUUACGGAAUUUUUCAAGCAAGGCGAUAUAGAGAAGAGCCGCGGUGAGCUGCCGGUCAUGAUGAUGGAUCGCGAUAAAUGUUUCAUACCGGUUCUCGAGUGUAACUUCCUCAAGACCACAUGUAUACCGCUUUUCGAAACGUUUUCAAAAAUGAUUCCAAAGGCGGCGCCUUGUAUUAAGAUACUCGAAAAUCAUAUUGAAAGAUGGGACGCUGCUAUCCCAAUUUUCGCAGAGGUACCAAUGACAGCAGGCCUCACAGUACUAAUGAGCCCAGAACUGGACAACCUGAUUGAACUGCAGCUUAAGGAAAAGGAGCGCCUGGCGCGCGAAGCUGAGGAACUGGCUAGAUUGGCUCUAGAGGAAGAAGCAGAACAAGAAGACUGAAACAUUUAAGCAUUUUAUAGUCCAACCAACUUAUCUGGGA